Messenger RNA from Closterium sp. NIES-65, 3576 nucleotides. Lineage: Eukaryota; Viridiplantae; Streptophyta; Zygnematophyceae; Desmidiales; Closteriaceae. The record is from the annotation of a GenBank genome assembly.
AUGCCGCAACGACCACGACCACGACAGCCGCAACAACAGGACCAACAACCGUCGGUACUAAGACCAGCGGCGACAGCGCUACUAGUAACAGUGCUGCUGCUGUCAGCCGCCGCGCUCUCGCGCGGGGACGUAACGGACGUGUUCAAGCCCUUCUGCGGACCCGAGUCGUACAAAGACCCUCCUCCUAAAGGGUGGAAACGGUGGAGCGACCCGCGGGCGUGGCCCAAUAACAGAGUGCCAGGUGUGGGGAAUAACCGAGGCGCCAACGCGACGAUAACGUGCGGCGUGGGGAUGCUCUUAGACGUCAGCAUCACCGUCUACUUUCUGAAGAUCAAUGGCUGGCUCAAGGUGGAGGCGUUGGGUCCACUGCAGGUGAAUGCGGCGUUCAUUUUAAAUCAGGGCCGCGUCACUGUCGGCACGGCAACGUCGCCGUAUGCCGGCAAGCUAACCGUCAACCUAACCGGCGCCGCCAACGAGCUCAUCAUCACGCGCCCCCCCGCCGCGCCGUUUCAGCCGCGCUCCGUAGGCGUGCGUGUGUUCGCCACCGUCGGCGGGCGGCUCGAGCUCAAUGGCAUGUAUGGCAACGCGCCCGCGUGGACCACGCUCGCCGCUACUGCGAAUCAAGGGGCGCGAGCUAUCCGGGUUAAGGGGGACGUGAGCGCGUGGCCGGUAGGCGGCGUGAUUGCGAUCACGUCGACGGAUUUUGACCGUUACCAGGCGGAGAAUUUUACAAUCAGAUCGGUGGCGAGAGGUCCAAGGAACACGACGGUGUUGGCGCUGAACGGCGCGCUGGCGUGGAUGCACUGGGGGGAGGCGGUGACGUCGGGCGUGGCGGGCGCGACGGUGGACGAGGCGGCGGAGGUGGCGCUGCUGUCGCGCGCGAUCGUGAUUCAGGGCCACCAGAACCCCGAGGACCCGCUAAUCGGCGGGCAUUUCAUGGUGAUGCAGACGGCAGAGCGGCAACUCAUCAAAGGCGUCGAGCUCGUCAACAUGGGCCAGCAGGGAAGCCUCGGCCGCUACCCCAUGCACUUUCACCUCUGCCAGAACGUUAGAGGCUCGGUGGUCAGCAGCUGUAGCGUGCACGACAGCAAUCAACGGUGCUACGUGGUGCACGGCACGUGGAAUCUACGGCUGGAGUGGAACCUGGGGAUCAAAACCAAGGGCCACUGCUUCCUGCUGGAGGACGGUAUCGAAACCGGCAACGUGUUUUAUAAGAACCUAGGGUUUCUCCAGGAGCCCCCGCAGCGCAUGCUCACUCCGCUCGACGCGAAACCCGCCGUGCAGAGCGACAACUCGCCGUCGACGUUUUGGAUCACGAACCCGAACAACGCGUUCAUAGGGAAUGUCGCGGCGGGGUCGAGCGAUUCGGGAUUCUGGUUCCAGCUCGAAGCGGACGUGAAAGGGCCGUCCGCGUUGUACGCGCAAGCGGCGGCCAUGGCGCCGAAGCUCAUGCCGCUGGGUUCGUUCGUGGGCAACGCGGCGCACUCCAACGGCCGCGCGGGGCUGCGCACGUACCCCUCGGGGUACCGCCCUCGCCUCAACGGGGGGAAAUCGACGAUGCAGGAAUAUUCGGGGAUCAACGCGCCUGCAGCGAACAUUACAUUUAAGGGCUUCCGGGCGUACAAGAACCAGUUCAUAGGCAUGUUCAUUCACGAGACGGACUCGCUGACCAUCACAGAGGCGCAGGUGGCGGACAAUGCAAUUGUGGGCAUCGAGCUCAACCGCGACCAGGCCAUCACGAUCUCCAACUCGGUAAUCCUGGGCGAGACGGACAACACAGGAAAUCCCUUGGGCUGCGACAACACGCACACAGAGUACACAUCCUGCAAGUCCCGCGUGGAGAAGACCGGAUCCUGCAACCUUCCGUUCGCCUCCACGCCCGACGUGGCCCGCUCCAACUCCCCCACCGUCUCGCGCUACUGGACCCAGUUCGGAGUGUUGAUCGACCAGGACGAGUACCCCGGGCACGGGCGCAAGGGCAUGCCGCACCGCAUCGUCAACUGUACGUUCGGGAAGUUUUUCAACAAGUGCAGAACCUCGGCCGCGGUGACAGCCAACGGGCACGGCACGGACAUGUGGACGACGGCGCAUAGCAGUGCGAGGAUUCGGAUGGCGGACCGGUCGCCGUUUAUCUGGAUGGUGCCGCGGCAGCUGGGGCAGCUGGGGUUUGAGACCGGGGGAGGCGAUGCAGGCCCGCUCACAAGGUUCCUCACGUGGAAGGAUGAAGAUGGGACGGUGCUGGGCGGUACGGGUGGGUAUGCCGUGGCGAAUACGACUGGGCUGGAGCCCUCGUCCACUGUUCGCUGCUCUCCGGUAUGUGCUGUGGGGAGGGGUGAGGGGGAGAAGGAGGGGUGUCUGUCUGGGGGGAAGGACAGUUUUGUGCUGUGUGCUGUGGAUGGUGGUGGUGAUUCCUGGCAGAACCGCCCGCACUGGAACGGCAUGGCGUGCCCGCAAGCGUGCUACCGCAGCGUGGGCAUCAUGGGCGCGCCCUUCCUCCUCACGCGCAUCGCAGACGGAGCAGUGAUCAACCCCGAUGGCGCACGCUACGUGAACCUCCCCGCCAACACCUCCUACCUCGUCACGUUCACCGCUCUUCCCUCCGGCCCUGUGUCGCUCGCGUACACGGAUCAAGGACUUAGCUGUUCCUCAUCGGUGGUGCUGCAGUUGGCGCCUCCCGCGCCCAGGAUGGUGUGGCAGGUGGCCUCUGCGCCGAAAUUGUUCUGGCAAGCGUGUGGCGGGGUGAAGGCGCCGUUCAAGAACAUUACGCAGCUGGCGUACAAGUGUGACGCACAGCGCAAUGUGAACCUGCAGAUCACCAUGGGCUCCUCCUCCUCGGUCGUCGUCUCGCUCUCUGCUGUCCGCGGCUCCAUCGCCUGCACGUACACGCAAUGCGGUGUGUUCUCCUCGUCAGGCACGUGGCGCUACUCUGAUGCCGGCACGCGCCCGGCCUCCUUCCUCUCCCUCAAGCCCCUCGCUGCCUCUGACUCAAACUGGAAGCGGGGCGUGGGGCCCUUUGGCCGCGGCGGCCAGGGCGAACUCACCACGCUCGCCAGCCCGCAAGCCACAUCCCUGGCGUUCUACUUUCGGAAGCAGUUCCAGCUUGACAACACUUCCACGCUGUGCUACCAGCGCCUGCUGCUGGGCGUGGUGGCCAGUGACGGCUUUGUGGUCUAUGUGAACGGCAAGGAGGUGCUGCGCUCCAACAUGCCACAGGGCCGCGUCCUGCCCACCACCCCCGCGUCCAUGGAUGCGAGUCCCAACGCGCCCUGGUCCACCUUCACUGUCUCCCUGGACUCCUUCCGCUCUCUCCUCCGCACGGGCGCCAACGAAGUAGCGGUGGAGCUGCACACGUCCAGCCCGUACUCAUGGGAGUCCCGCUUUGACAUGUGGAUGGCUCUCGCCAGCAGCACGUGCGCGCCCUGGCGUAUAUUCAACCCGCAGUCGCUGGUGCCCACGCCGCAGGCCACGCCCAUGGCGGCUGCGAAAGCGGCACGGAUGGCGUCGAGCAUGGCGCAUGUGGGUGGGAUUGGAGGGGAUGGAAACGGGGACUAUGGGGAUGAGGCGGACCUUAGAUGA